UUUUUACGACAGUUGAGAGCGGUAGGCGGCGCAGUAUGCCGAUUUCUAUGCGGACCUCAGCAUGGUGUGUUUUUACCUUGGAGUUUACUUGCAAGUGGAGACGGAUCAUCUUCCGGUCCAGUAAUAAAGCGUAUCAUAGACAAUACGGUAGUGUUUUUCAGAAAAACGCACAAUUUACCGGUGAGUUAAACCAUUUUACCAUUCUCGGAACGGGUCCCAACAUUACCCCCAGAUUCGGUUCCAUUUUUGACGUUCAGGUGUCCAGAAAAAGCAACAUGUCAUCCACGGCGAUGUCCCAACGAAUGGUUUGGGUGGACCUGGAGAUGACCGGUCUGGACAUUGAGAAGGACCAGAUAAUUGAAAUGGCAUGCAUUAUCACCGACUCUGACCUGAACAUUUUGGCUGAGGGGCCGAACUUGAUAAUUAACCAGCCUGACAAACUGCUAGAAGGCAUGUCUGAGUGGUGUAAAGAGCAUCAUGGGAAGUCAGGACUGACCCAGGCUGUGCGGGAUAGUAAAAUCACCCUGGAGCAAGCAGAGUAUGAGUUCCUUUCCUUCCUUCGGCAGCACACCCCACCUGGACAGUGUCCACUUGCAGGUAACUCUGUGCAUGCAGACAAAAGGUUCCUGGACAAGUACAUGCCACAGUUUAUGUACCACCUUCACUACAGAAUUAUUGAUGUCAGCACCAUUAAGGAGCUUUGCAGACAUCUUUUUGGACCUCAUGUUGAGUGUUCUAGUAAACAGCUACCAGAUGAAAAUGUAACAGAACCAAUUCCAGACCUGCAAAGGAUUUUCAUCCAGACGGUGGUUUCCAGAAGCAUACAAGAUGGUGCCUCACAAGAAGGCAACCCACAGAGCCUUGGGUGACAUCUACGAGAGCAUUAAAGAACUGCAGUACUACAGAGCCAAUGUCUUCAAAGUUUCAACAAUGGAAACAAAAUGCAAGAUUGUAGAGAAUGGAGGCAGCAACAAUAGUUAGUACAUAUGGUCACAAGACUGCGGCAAUGCUCUUUAAGUAUUGUGUUGGUAUAUUUCCCGUUUUCAUCAUGAAGCAGUUUCAUCAUUCAACGUGAUUGUCUUCAUUAAUUUUCUUUUCGUAAUUGGCUUCCUAAUGAUCGUUUAUUUCAGUAUUCAGAAGUUAAAUGUAUAGGUUUCAUCAGGGAAAGCAAGGUUGUGGUAACAUUUUAUCAUUUUAUUCAAGUUUAAAAUAUGGAUAUUUGAAUAAAAUCUCUCAUUUGCUCCUUUUUCUUUUUUUAAAAGACACCAAAUAAACUUGUCCCUGAGGAAAUGAUCCAG
This is a messenger RNA of Scatophagus argus, 1298 nucleotides long. RefSeq names its product small fragment nuclease (gene rexo2). Bases 36 to 869 code for a protein of 277 amino acids. Gene Ontology annotation, molecular function: nucleic acid binding; 3'-5'-RNA exonuclease activity. The transcript is spliced from 8 exons. Lineage: Eukaryota; Metazoa; Chordata; Actinopteri; Scatophagidae. The record is from RefSeq and is a predicted model, not a curated record. Gene Ontology annotation, cellular component: mitochondrion.